AAGUUCCCUGCGCUGCGCUUUCGCUCGAUCCGAUCGCGUCUCCCGCAUACACAUACACAAAGACAUUUGGUCGAUUGAUCGUUCGCAUUCGAACUCACUGUCUCAUACAACCUUCAAUCAAUACUGAUUGCUCUUCUUCACUUUCUAUGAAGCAGCUUACAAACACCCUGCUCUUUAGUUCUUACUUCUCUCAUCCGCAAACGCGAUCUCUCUCGAGUCCCCGUUUCUGGAUCUCAUCCUCAUCUUCUACAAUCCUGGCAACUUCAUCCAAUCCCAAGACCGUCAGUCAUCGCAGUCAUGGCUGACCACUCCUUCUCGAUGGACUGGUCUCCUCCGACCCCGGAGCCAGUACAUAAUCCAUAUCAAGGCGAUUACGUCCCAGGUGGCUGGCCUGUCGCUCCUCCGACUCCUCCGCCGCAAACCGCUGGUGUCUUCGCCAAACGACCAGCACCCGACGGCGGCAUUCUACCAGCUGCAAAGAGAGUUUGUAGAGGCUUGUUUUCAUUAGGAUUCGCAGCCACAUCGCUCGUCUCAAAAUACACAAUCAGCGCGACCUGCACUGUCGCCGCGGUCCCCGCAUACUAUGUUGUCCGUCAGGUCCAGCAGCGCCAGCAUGAGCAGCGCAACCAACGACCACGCAGACAGCGCGCACCCGACCCUUCUCUCACUGAAUCACCAUGGCAUCGAGCAGUCGCCGGCGUUAGAGACGCAGGUCUCUGGGAAAUGCAGCCUUCGCAUGAAGAGCCAUGGUCUCCUCGCCCCGUUCCGGUUGCAGCACCUCCGCAGAUGACACCAAACGAACCAUUGAGAACCCCCCUGCCGAGCAGCCACCAAUACCUCUCUGAAUUCCCCUCUGGUAUCCUACCUUUCCAACAGGCCGUAUGGCAGGUCGGCGGUACAGGUGGCACCAUGCGACAGCCCCGUCGUCGCGUUACCUCGAGACCUCGACGUCGAUACCAGACUGCGCCUGCGGUGCAUCCUGUACCUCACCUAUCUCCUCCCUCUGUUGAACAAGAAACAACUCCCAUACAACAGAGAAUCCCAGAACCUACUACACCGCCGGCGGAAUUCCCACAGUUGCAGUCUCCAUACCCAGAACUGCCGCCGCUCGGUCCAAAUCUCCCGACUCCCACUAAGCAGGUGGCACAAGAGGUUGUCACUACCCCAGGCUACGAGAGUGAUUCUGCCGCUUCAACCGCGACCGUUAAGAGAUCGUUGCGAUCCAACAAGAGACGAAUUGAAGAACAAGGAUCAAGAGAGUUGGCAGAAGCAGACGGACAUUCCACAGCCAAGAGACUCCAAAGAGAUGGUCCGAGCGUGGAAUCCCCAAAAACCCCUACACCUGUCAUUGUCGUUCAGGGAACCUCGCCUACUGCCACGGCAGAGGCUCAGACCACCCCUGUUGACACGAGUUUGUUGUCGCCUCCGCGUGUUAGGAACCGCAAGGUCAGCACACCAAUCUCUCGACAGAAGAAAACACAAAAUCCCAAAACUCCAGAGGCGCAAAUUACACCGAACGCAGCUAAGACGCCAGGAUCUGAUAUCUCGUCAACCUGCGAUUUUUCGCCUGAGUUGAGCUUAUUAGAGAGACAGGCAAAGAUUGCAUCGAACACAGACAAAACACCAGAGUCUGAUAUUUCGUCAACUUGUGAUGUCUCGCCUGAAUUGACGUUGUUGGAGAAACUUAGCCGAGCCCUGAAGUCGCCCUCGCCGGUCGAGAGUGACAUAUCAUCAACGUGGAACGGAAGCCCACCUGACGUGAGUCAGGACGCUCGCACGUUCGCGAUGAUUUUGGCCGGCGGUGGGCCGCCCAAUUCAGUUGCCCAGACGGGCACUGAAGUUGCGGCGGCAGAGGGAAGCAAGGGUGACCAGCCAGUAGAUGCUGCACCUGAAGCUUACCCUGAGCAUGUUGACACGGAGGCGUUUGUACAGUCUCCUGUUCCGGGUGCUUUUCCAGUAGAAGAAGAGCCCCAGAGAAAUCUGCCCCAUGAGAAUGAGGCCUUCCCAGAUGUCAACCAAUCUCCGACACCGCGCACACAAGAUGCGAACACAUCUGAAGAUCCCAAUGGCACACAAGAUGCGAACUCGGACGAAAGCAUGAACGGCACACAAGCUGCCAACACCCCCACCUCUCCUGAACGCACACAAGAUGCGAUUUCUCCCCUGCAUGUUGCUGGCACACAAGCUGCUAAUAUUGACCCCUCUCUUGAACGCACACAAGAUGCGACACCUCGGCAGAUGAACAGCACACAAGCUGCUAUUCACGACAUCUCACCGGCACAAAUGGACACAAGCUCUGUUGAUGCCAGUCCUGAGACUGAACACGAAAGCCCAGCACAGAGCACACAAGAUGCAGCUGAGGCAACACCCAUAAUAACACCAGCCGAGCCAAAGACGCCGGACCGACGCAUCACAAGAAGCGCGGCACAUACAAAAGUUUCGACCCCCGUCACAGGUCAGAACACAUCUCAGACGGCAGCAACCGUCGACGAGUCUGGAAAGUCGGUAAAGACACCAGACAAGAAACUUGCCAAGCUCACAUUGGAAGAGCAGGAGCAACAAGAGCAAGAACCAUUUGUGCCCGAAGUUCCAACCCCCAAAGCCAGCCCUCACUCGGAAGAGAAGCACCAUCGAGUGACACGAGGCGAGUCCAAGAGACUACAGGCGAUUGAAGAAGCACAGAAAUAUGGCAUUACGCCACUCUCUGAGGAGUGGGAGAAGAAGGUCCAGGAAGCGCUACGACACGGCCACAAGUCCUUUAAGCCGUCUGAUCUUACACGUGUCGUGCCAUUAGGCUCAAGCCGCGGCACACAAAACUGGUUGAACGACGAAGUGAUCAACGGCUACCUGAAGUUGGUAGUGGAACAUGGGCUCAAGAACGACCGUCCCACCCAGUCAGCGAGUCACGCCGCGUUGGCUUCAUUCUUCUACAAUAACCUCGAGACCAAGGGGUAUCAAAGCGUCAGACGAUGGGCUGGCCGAGCCAAGGUUGGGGGCAAGAACCUCCUCGACGCGGAUAACGUGUUUAUCCCCAUCAACAAAGGAGCGCACUGGACUCUCUGUGUGGUGUCGGGUCGCAACCGCACCGUCACACAUUACAACAGUUUGGGCGGCAGCGGACGACAAUACAUUGAGACCAUUAAAGGUUGGCUCAAACUUGAGUUGGGGGCUUCGUACAAGGAAGAAGAAUGGACUUUCAACCUGUCGGGCCAGUCUCCCACACAGCAGAAUAUGGACGACUGCGGCGUUUUUACUGUCACUACGGCUCGUCAGAUCAUGUUGGGUCUCACGCCUAUGAGCUAUGGGCCGGAAGUGAUCCAAAUCCAGCGAAAGCGUAUUGUCGCUGAGUUGGUCAAUGGUGCUCUACUUAAGAGCGGUGAAUGAAUGAAUGAAAUGAUACACAGAAAGGGAAGGAAUCCUCGGAACAGAGCGAGGAAUUUGUACGAAUACGACAAGGAGAAUUUGAUUCGCAAUGAUUUGGAGUCUGGGUAUUCGGUCUCGUCUUGUUCGGCAUGGUUUGCAAAAAGUCUUGGUUUUGGGUUUUGGGUUUUGGGUUUCGGCGUUUGGAUUUCAACGUUGCAUCCAGGAGUUUCUGCUUUACUUUUCCGUCUGGUCUUGUCACGACUGGACAUUGACGACACGGCUCGACUGGCUCGACGAAACGGAACGGAUGGACGAUUGAACGAAUCAUUGAUUGUACGAGCGAAAGUGAUACCCCCUUGAAGUUUUUGACGCGUUUGGGAUAUGUUGAAUCGACUGGAGUUCUGCAUUGGGUUUGGCGUUUGGGUUUGAUUGGGUCCAUGGAUGGAUCAUUGAUUAGGUCCCUUGUUCUGGGACAAAUGGAAGGACCACGACCACGAGGACGCAGCGGACGUGGAGGAACGUUCUGGAUGCGUGGUCAAAUGAUUGUAUGGAUGGGAAAUGAAUACCCCGUGUGUGUCUGGAUAAAUACCAGUAGAAAAGGUACCAAAGAAGGUACAUACUACUGCGCAGUGCAGAUACAGCUGCAACGAAUGCCCAACGAGGGCAUGAAACCCUGGAAAGCCAGGGAUAGGAAAUAAGAUUCCUUUGCCUUUGA
Exophiala dermatitidis NIH/UT8656 is the source of this 4078-nucleotide messenger RNA. RefSeq lists its product as uncharacterized. The transcript has a single exon. Gene Ontology annotation, cellular component: nucleus. NCBI's taxonomy places the organism in Eukaryota, Fungi, Ascomycota, Eurotiomycetes, Chaetothyriales, Herpotrichiellaceae. The record is from RefSeq and is a predicted model, not a curated record. Gene Ontology annotation, molecular function: deSUMOylase activity. Gene Ontology annotation, biological process: protein desumoylation. Bases 298 to 3384 code for a protein of 1028 amino acids.